CGCGCAUCACUACCCACACACCUUCCUUAACGUUCAGUGUUACGUGCUAGGCGCAUGCGCGCGAUCGUCUAUUUAACUCACUUUUUAUUUCGCACCAUACGAAACUAUACGAAAAUAAUUAUAUGGCAGUGGGGACACAAACGUGUGGUGAAUUCCUUUGUGAUCGUGCUAACGGCUGCAGGGGAAGGACAUCUUCAAAUGGCUGGACAAUAAGAUCAACAUGGGACCUGAUCAAAACCCAACUAUGCACGAUAUCGUUGUCACUAACGCUGUUCAACUCGGUCCGUCUGCCUCGAGAGGCGUUCAAGCAUGGGGCUGUGCCGUACCUGGUGGUGUACACAUUUUGGCUGCUGGUUGUCGGUUUGCCGACGACGCUGCUGCAGUUGGCGAUGGGGCAGCUGAGCCAGCAAGAUCCUGUUGGGGUGUGGAGAGCUGUGCCUAUAUUGAGGGGAGUCGGCCAUUUGAAAGUGAUAACUACAUUUCUAUGCUGCGUUUAUUAUAUGAUAUAUGGGGCUCUGUCAUUGGCGUACCUUAUAUGGAUAAGUAAAGGUACAUUCCCACUGAAAGAUUGCACCAAGCUGCAUUUGACACCGCACGGAUAUGAAAAUAAGAUGAACGCUUCAGAGUGUUUUAAUUCUACGUUCCUGGCUCCAUUCACUGAAUAUCCACAAUAUCUCAGCAUAAUGGCAAUACUUAUAUUCAUUCUAUGGUUCUUCGUUCCCAUUCUAUUGUAUCGACUUCGGAAAAGUUUGAAAGUCGCGCUCAGUGUAUUAGCUCCAUUAAUCGUGGUUAUCGCAAUACUCCUCUGUACAUUUCUGGCUGACAGUACACUAUUGGAUACAAUGUUCGAAUCGUGCGAGCAAUGGUCACCUUUGUACCAGCCGUAUAUUUGGCACAGUGCGUUGGUACAAGCAAUGCUAUCCACUCAGAUAACUGGCGGCUACUUGAUCAGCGCUGGAGGAAGUGUUUACAGACAUUCAGAUGUGCGAUGGACCUCAGCGUCGGUAAUAAUGACAAAUAUAUUCAGCGGAUGGCUGUGGCUACUCAUGUGGGAAGCGAUAGGAGGGCACGAUGCGAAGGAUACAACUUUCAUAUCAAUUCUAGUCGUAAUUUAUCAGUCCUCGGUAUCAGGAAGGCGAACAAAGGAAUGGCCGCUGCUUGCCUUUGGAAUAAUAUUUUUAUCUGGUAUCGUUACUGUGAUAAUCCUUCUUCUCCCGGUAUACGAUAAACUUCAUCGACUGACCGGUGAUCAUUGGAGACUGUUCGCAAGCGCAUCAUCAGCCGUUGGUACUGCUCUCACAGUAGCAGUGCUGGCCAGGGGAUUGGAAGUUGCCACUGUGCUGGAUGAUCUUGUAGUGCCAGUACUGGCAGCGUUUACGGUUGCUGUGGAGGUGGUGGGGUUUGUGUACAUAUACGGGUGGAGUAACUUAACAGUCGACAUAGAAUUCCUUACCGGUGUCAGAUUACCCUGGUUCUGGAUAGCGACGUGGUGGACAACGCCAUUCUUAGUUCUCGGCGUGACUGGAUGGUGGUUAAAGGCGUUGCUCCGCAUGUCUUGGCUUCAGAACCAAACCCUGUGGGCUUUGGUUGGAGUUUUUAUCGCUAUAAUAAUUAUAAUGGCAGUUAUGGCAGGCAUUGCCGUUGCAAAGGAGGAGCAAUAUAAUCUACUUUCGAAAAUUUCAUCUGCCUUCAAAUCAUCACGUCUAUGGGGACCAGAAGAGCCAAUGGCACGCUACUUGUGGAUGUCACAACGCUACGUCAACGAUAUCGCAGCCAAGGAUAAAGAAACUCAGUUCGAACAAAAUAAUUAUACCUCAGUAGUGUUUAGUAAAGACAACGAAAAGAAAUACAACAACGAAUGGACCAAAAAUAAAGAUAAAUACCAAAGCAACAUUAAUUACUAUACCAAAAUUGAUUUCACAAAUAAAAAUAACACAAUACUUAAAGACAAAUUAGAUGUUUAUACGAAUCAUACAAUACCAAGAACACAAUCAAAGAGUGUGGACGACAAAUUUCGUUCGCCAAAUAUAUGUAUAGCCAAAGGGCAGCUAGGAGGACCCUUGAAUUGUAAUUGUAAUAGACAUUUCACAUUAAAUGUACCAGAUCUUAGAAACAACGAAGUAACGACCAGUCUAUGAAGACAUUACAGCGAAAAAGUAUCCUAGUCUACUAAUUUAUUGUUAUAUUUAAUGUUACAGAACUAAAUAAAAACCAUGAACAACGAAUGUA
This is a messenger RNA of Manduca sexta (tobacco hornworm), 2229 nucleotides long. Its product is annotated as sodium-dependent nutrient amino acid transporter 1. NCBI's taxonomy places the organism in Eukaryota, Metazoa, Arthropoda, Insecta, Lepidoptera, Sphingidae. Gene Ontology annotation, biological process: sodium ion transmembrane transport. Gene Ontology annotation, cellular component: membrane. The transcript has 10 exons. The record is from RefSeq and is a predicted model, not a curated record. Bases 123 to 2138 code for a protein of 671 amino acids.